CACUACAGUUAACAUGGUUAUACUUAUUUUUAUAUUUAUUGUGUUUAUUUAGGAGCUCAUACUCUGUAACUACAAAGAACUAAAUGUUACUACACAUGCUCAUGUCAAUGUAUCGUCGAUAUGACAGGUUUCCUAACCCUGAAUACUGUGCAACUUAAACGAUUAAUAUCUCGCUUUACCGUGUAGAGCGACGAUUUUGGCUUUCAGAUUCGGUUUCUACGCGUCAUAAUACACUAUCUUAUCAAAUUUUAACAAAAUCGAUGAGCAAGGAUAUGCAGCCUGCAUUUUGAUGAUGACUGCUUCACGAUACAACAAACAUCCACGAAAGAAGCUAAACUAGUUCAGCGAUUAAAAGUAGGCUCAAUUCCAAAAAAAAUGCUAGUUUUGGAAAAAAAAAGAAAAAAAAAUGUGUCAGGCAGCAAUACAAAUAUUGGUAACAAGAUAAUUAAAGUGCGGGGAAGGACCGGCAUACCUACAUACAGCGAUCUCUUACAAUGUAAUAAAAUAGAAGAUGCGGAAGUUUAUCUAAUAAAUAAAAUAAAAAUGAAAGGGGCUCCUGAAAUAAAUGAAAGAGAAAAAAAAGGAGAAAGAAAAAAGGAUGAAACUUAUGAGAUACAUGAAACAGAUAAAAAAGAAGAUCACAAUUAUUCUAUGAAACUAAAUAUAAACCAACAAAUUGGUAAUGACAAAAAUAAUACAUCGAAAAUGUUAUUGGAAUUACUAAUACGUUCUGAGGAAAAAAAUAAGAAACUUCUUCAGACAAAUAAGGAUUUAAUAGGAAUAAAUAAGCUGCUAAAUAUACAAAUAAAAGAGCUGCAAAUGAAUGCAAGGAACAAUUCAGUUAUUACCCAAAAAAGGAUAUACAAAAGAAAGCCAAAAGCAUUGUCAUCAAUGCUUUAUGGAAAAUUUUUACACCAGAGCAAAUAAGAAAUUUAGUGUCACCACAUAAUAUCCAUAUUCAAUGGUCAUCGGAAGAUAUAAUAUCUGCUAUUGCUUUGCAUUAAGUCCGAAAACAUAUUUAUAUUUUAAGACUGUAAAAAAAUUUCCAUUACCUUUUACGACAACAUUACAUGAAUGGAUUGCAUUUUUUAAUGUGACACUUGGCCACAUUACUUGAUGUCAUGAAAAAAUCAUGAUUGACAAUGAAAAUAAUUUAUCUACUAUAGAGAAAUUAACAGACUUUACUUUUAAUGAAAUGUAUAUAUCAAAUAAAUUAGAUUUAGGAAAAAGAGAAAAAAUUUAUGAACCAUGCAAAACAUGUCAAUUUAGUCGGCUUAAGGAUUAUUCAAACCCCAAAGCGCAUACAUGACAUUUGCAUUGCGAUCAUAGCACAUUUCCCCUACUCUUUUCUAUAGAGUCAAUAAUCGUCUCUCUUAUCCUUCAAUGUUUGGUUCGUUUUCAUUUAGGUUCUCAUCUUUUCAUGCAGCAAAUUUUUCGCUGCGAAUGAUUUGUAACGAAUAAUUCGCCGCGAAAUAGCGAAUAAUUCGCCGCGAAAUAGCAAAUAAUUCGCCGUGAAUAGCUUAUGAGCGUCAUAUGUUGCGUGUUAACAACAUGGAGGAAAAUUCAAUUAUUUAUUUGAUUACUUGGUAUAACCAAAUAUUAUUAAAUUAUAUGCAAAUAAUAAAUUAUUAUGAAAAUAUCCGAAAAA
Odontomachus brunneus is the source of this 1648-nucleotide messenger RNA. RefSeq lists its product as uncharacterized. The transcript has 4 exons. The record is from RefSeq and is a predicted model, not a curated record. Bases 376 to 927 code for a protein of 183 amino acids. NCBI's taxonomy places the organism in Eukaryota, Metazoa, Arthropoda, Insecta, Hymenoptera, Formicidae.